Messenger RNA from Anoplophora glabripennis (Asian longhorned beetle), 369 nucleotides. RefSeq names its product odorant receptor Or2-like. The coding region runs from base 1 to 369 and encodes 122 amino acids. Lineage: Eukaryota; Metazoa; Arthropoda; Insecta; Coleoptera; Cerambycidae. The record is from RefSeq and is a predicted model, not a curated record. Gene Ontology annotation, molecular function: odorant binding; olfactory receptor activity. Gene Ontology annotation, cellular component: plasma membrane. The transcript has 4 exons. Gene Ontology annotation, biological process: sensory perception of smell; detection of chemical stimulus involved in sensory perception of smell.
AUGGUUUUCGACUUUUUACAAAGCUCUUUACAGCUAGCUUCGGUUGUGAUACAACUUAUUGUGACUACACCAACAUUCUUUAAUGUUGUAUUCUAUGGAGAAUUCGCAAUUUGUAUGGUAAUAAGAUUGUUGGUUUAUUACUGGUAUGCUAAUGAAAUCAUGUUAGAAAGUAUCAACAUAUCUACAACUGUUUAUGAAUGUGGCUGGUAUGACGAGCCCCGGAAGGUGAAACAAAUGAUGGUAAUGGUGAUUCUCAGAGCUAACAAAGCUUUAGGACUGGACAUAGGCCCUUUCACUACCAUGACCUUGAACACAUUUUUAGGAAUUAUAAAAACCACUUACUCUUACAUGAUGAUCAUGUACAGAUAA